This is a messenger RNA of Fomitiporia mediterranea MF3/22, 1568 nucleotides long. RefSeq lists its product as uncharacterized. The transcript has a single exon. Lineage: Eukaryota; Fungi; Basidiomycota; Agaricomycetes; Hymenochaetales; Hymenochaetaceae. The record is from RefSeq and is a predicted model, not a curated record. Bases 134 to 898 code for a protein of 254 amino acids.
GCCCGUCCCGCCGCCUUGUCCUUCCCCGCAGCUAAAGCCUCAGCCACUCCCGACGCCCCCGGUGUAUGCGCGACGACCGAGCUUGACUCUGUCUCAGACCUCGUCUCGGGAGAAUUUGCCUCCGAAGCUGAAGAUGAAACCGAGCGCCGCAGCCAGUUCCGAGUCUCUUGUUUUCUCCCUCAAAGAUGUGGUUGUUGCUGGAAGCCCAUCUUCACGCCGUUUUUCUGAGCAUACUUAUUCUCGAGAGGGAAACUCCUCAGAUUAUUCCCUCAGUCAUCGACCUCGGACUGCGGAUGUAGAUCGUUCCUUUACCAGCCUUCACUCUCCCGAUUCUCCGUCUUUCAAACGCAAACACCGACGGUCCGACUCAAUCACACAUCCGUCUGACAUUUCUCUUCCUCUACCAAGUCCCACUACUCGUUCUUUGGUGAGAAAACGAACUCGUUCACCGAGUGGCAGACCCGUCGCGACACAAUUGGAGAUUCCUCCACCUGUUCCACCUCUGCCACCCCUUCCUAAAGAACGAGAGGGAAAAUCUAGAGGAUCAUUUCUGGGGAAGAAGGUUCCACCUAUACGUAUUCCGGAACUUGGGCUCGGACUGGACGAGAAGCUACGCUCUCCGUUAUCUCCUCCGUUUCCCAGCACACACUUUCAUUGGCGAGAUGGACCUAAGCAAUCGAGAGAGGCAGCUGAGCCAGUAUCGUUUCUACAAAUGUCAUCAAAGCGGAGAAGUACAAGACAGUCCACACCGAAGAGGAGCUUAGGUGAAACAGAGGCCCUGGCGGGUUGUAUCUCUGUGCGAACGACGCACUCGCUCCCCGACAUCAAACCGACGAAGCGUAGGAGCAAUCCGUCUUUCGCCAGUCGACUAUUUCGCCUCGGGACGCAACAAUUUUAGGUCAUUACGGCCUUUGUCCUGAGGGCCUCGUUCGAGGUUCGGUAUUCUCACGUCACCUCACGCCUACCGUGAAUGCGUUAGACAAACCGGCACUUUUCGCCAACGUGCUGACAUUUAUUAUCUCCAUCGACUUCUGCUCCUGCCUUCUCUCAUUAUCGCCCGUCCUGUUUUAUCCGCGGCACACACGUACGAUAUGGCUUCUGCACCGUGCGGAAGAACAAUUUUGUCGGCCGUAUUAACUUUUGCGGGCACCCUCCGCUGCGGCGGCUCAUAGAGCACGUCCGCUUCCGAUCCUUCGGCUCUCAUGUGUCCCAUUUCGUCGCGCACUCGUUUUCUAGCCCACACACACGGUUAUUUUAUAAUUGGCUAAGUCCGAUUCAUUUCAACGCCGCCGCGUCAUUUCAUUUCUUCCUCGCUCUUUGUUCCCUUUUCUCUCCGAGUUCCGCGUUUCCGAACGCAUCGGUUUCCUUGUCCAAUACCGCCGCAAACGUACACUAAGACUUUUCUAGUUGAUUCUGCCUCUUCUUCCCCACUUCUGCGCCUGUCUGGCCCAUUCUUUGUCUACUCAUUCUUGAAUCUUCUCCAAGGUUGCCCUGAAUAUCCGGCGCCGAAAAUGUAUAUCUGUUCACCUUUCUUGGUUAUACCCGUUUCGUGAUAUCACCCCUUCUCG